AAUGGUGCGUAUCCGACACCUUCCUCCGCAAGUUAUCACCACCCCCUUCACAUUUCGAGCCCCCCUCUUCCUCCUCCUCCUCCUCUUCCUCUCUUCUCCAUAGCAGAACAACCAGCCUCCAUUACGGGCAAGUACACUACGCAGAGUUAAAGCUAACUGUCCUCUUUUCUCUCGCUUUCAGAGGUCAAUAUUUCAAUGUAUUUAUAAAGCUGCAGUAUCUGCUCCCUUUUUGACAAACCAACCAAGUUUGGUGUAAUUGGUUCUGAUUUCAACGUUAUUAUGGUAUUGCACUCAUUGAGUGAUCUCCAAUUUGACUAAAAAUGGCAAUUGCCGGUUCUUUGUUGCUAUCCCAUGAAUUAGGAGUUCGCAGUGAUUAUGGAUUCCAUAAUCGACCUAAGGGUACGAUGAUCAGGAGCAGCGUAUAUCUGUUCAGCAUCACUCUCUCAUCACACGUUUUGCAACAGGAUGCUUGGAGUCACCAUCUUUUAAAUAGUGUUCAUGGACCGAAAAGAUACCUAUCUUCCAGAUGUGAUGCUUUCCAGUGCAGAUCCUUUCUAAUGCCAAGUGGAGGAAAUGAAAUUCCUAUUCUAAAAACUGUUGCCACAGUAUUAACUAGGUCAUGUAAUACUUUACGUGGAACUGGAAGCCCCUUUGUACUUCAGUUGGUUCCGGCGGUUGGUAUCAUUGCUUUCUCUGCAUGGGGUCUUGGCCCGCUUAUGCGUCUGAGCAGGAUUCUUUUCCUUAAUAAGAGUGAUAGUAGCUGGGAGAAGAGUAGCACACACUAUGUGAUGGCAUCAUAUAUUCAACCUCUGCUGCUAUGGGCUGGAGCAAUACUUGUCUGCAGAGUGUUGGAUCCAAUAAUUUUACCUACAGAAGCAAGCCAAGCUGUCAAGCAACGACUUCUGAAUUUUAUUCGCUCAUUAUCUACCGUGCUGGCCUUUGCAUAUUGUUUAUCAAGCUUGAUUCAAGAAGCACAAAAAUUCUUAAUGGAGACAAAUGAGUCUAACGAUGCAAGAAAUGUGGGCUUCCAGUUUGCUGGGAAAGCUGUUUAUACUGCUGUAUGGGUUGCUUCUGUUUCAUUAUUCAUGGAAUUGCUUGGUUUCUCUACACAGAAGUGGCUCACAGCUGGGGGUCUUGGCACUGUAUUGCUUACCCUUGCUGGUCGUGAGAUAUUUACAAAUUUCCUCUCAAGUGUUAUGAUCCAUGCGACUCGACCUUUUAUUGUGAAUGAAUGGAUUCAAACAAAAAUUGAAGGCUAUGAAGUUUCUGGUACAGUGGAGCAUGUGGGGUGGUGGUCACCAACAAUCAUAAGAGGUGAUGAUCGUGAAGCAAUUCACAUUCCAAAUCACAAAUUCACUGUAACUGUGGUGAGGAAUCUUAGCCAGAAGACUCAUUGGCGCAUCAAGACCUACCUUGCCCUCAGUCACCUGGAUGUCAAUAAAAUCAAUAAUAUUGUAGCUGAUAUGCGAAAGGUUUUGGCCAAGAAUCCUCAAGUUGAGCAGCAAAGGUUGCAUAGGAGAGUAUUCUUGGAGAACAUCAACCCAGAGAAUCAAGCUCUCAUGAUUUUGGUGUCUUGCUUUGUGAAAACCUCACAUUUCGAGGAGUACCUGUGUGUCAAGGAAGCAAUAUUGCUGGAUCUUAUCAGAGUUAUCCGUCAUCAUCGGGCUCGCCUUGCCACGCCCAUUCGCACACUUCACAAGAUAUAUGGGGAUGCUGACAUUGAAAAUGUAGCUUUUGCGGAUACAUCAUUCGCUAGUUCUAGAGCGGCUGGAAAUCGUCCACUGCUUUUGAUUGAGCCCUCGUAUAAAAUCAAUGGUGACAAUAAAACCAAGGCCCCAACUCGUACACAGCGUGCAAAUGAAGAAAAAGAUGCCGAGGUUGAAUCAGAAUUGACAUCCGAUUCCGCAGCAGAUGUCAAGGGAAGAUUCACUUCAACUGAUGAGACCAAAACUGAUGAUAAGGUGGCAUCAGCAGCAAGCCUGAAUGGCAGCUCAAGCUCAAAGGUUUCGGCAGUCUCCAUACCUGAUACGAAAAUCCCAAAUGCAGAGUCUGCUGAUUCAGCCGACGACUCUGAGAAGCAGCAAAUCAAGAAAAACGCACGGGGUGGGAUGAGUAAAAUGAAUCCUGUCGACAUGUCCUCAGGCAGUGCUGGAGAAUCCGCCAGUGAGAAACCAGACCGACCUUCCACCACCACUACUCCACAUGCCAAGCAAGAUUUGGAGAGGCCCACUACUAUAUCACAGCCGGUGUCCAGGCCAGCAGCCUUGGAAGACAACAUUGUGCUUGGUGUUGCUUUAGAGGGAUCGAAACGAACACUGCCAAUCGAGGAAGAAGCGCCACCAUCAUCUGUAUCGAAUGCAGAGGCGAAGGAGUUAGCUGCCUCAGCUGGCACCGGUAAGAAAGACGAACAGAUACCGACUAUUCCUGCCACCAAGCGGAGCGAUCACCCAGAAAAAGAAAGGUGAUCCCAUAGUUCAUUUAUCAUCAUCAACCUUCACCAAUUCUCCUAGUCCUAGUGGGGGUGUUUAUAUUGAUAGGCUUGAAGCUGUGUUUUUGGAAGCUUCAAUCAUGCUAUGUAUGUUCUCAUCAAAAUCCCAAUUCCCGUGCCAUGAUUGUAACUUAUUAUUGAAUCAAGAAUUUGUUGAUCAAUACACAACUGGUAAUCAAAUAUACUUUCAUGUUUAGCUA
This is a messenger RNA of Diospyros lotus (date-plum), 2688 nucleotides long. Its product is annotated as mechanosensitive ion channel protein 2, chloroplastic-like. NCBI's taxonomy places the organism in Eukaryota, Viridiplantae, Streptophyta, Magnoliopsida, Ericales, Ebenaceae. The transcript has 14 exons. Gene Ontology annotation, biological process: transmembrane transport. Gene Ontology annotation, cellular component: membrane. Bases 321 to 2465 code for a protein of 714 amino acids. The record is from RefSeq and is a predicted model, not a curated record.